CUUUUUACGCGGACCAAUCACAACAGACCAACACAUUCGGUGUGUCAAUUUGAAACGCAAACUCCCCGUGAAAAAUCUCUUGGUUCUUUGUGGUGGAUUUUCUCAGUGAAUUUGUACAAAAAUAUCAGUGAAAACAUGCUGAGCAGGAAGAGAAUCUUCUGAAGGAUUUGUCUGAGUAAUAAUCUUGGCCAAAUGUUGGAAACUUGGUCACAAUCAAGCUGAUUUCCUGACAUAACCUACAACGGUAUCAACUACUGAUUCUGCCACUUAGACUAGGAAGUAUUUAUUGUGAGAGCUGAGAGAGAGAGAGAGAGUGUUGAGAGAAAUGAAGACUUCCACGUUAGUUGUUUUAUCAAUCAAUCUGAUAUGCUUUAUCGGCCUGGCUGUGGCCGGAAGGGAUUUCUACUCCAUUCUCGAGGUCAAGAGAUCCGCUUCCACCAAUGAAAUCAAGAAAGCAUACAGGAAACUUGCAGCUAAGCUGCAUCCGGACAAGAAUAAAGAUGAUCCCAAUGCUUCGGAAAAGUUUCAAGAUCUUGGAGCUGCCUAUGAGGUUUUGUCAGAUCCAGAAAAGAGAAAAACCUAUGACAGAUGUGGAGAGGAGUGUCUGAAGAAGGAUGGCAUGAUGGACGGUUCAGAUCCUUUUUCCAGUUUCUUUGGGGACUUUGGUUUCCAUUUUGGGGGAAAUGAAGGGCAUCAGGAUAUACCAAGAGGGGCAAAUAUUGUGGUUGAGCUCUCUGUGACACUCGAGGAACUCUAUACGGGUAAUUUUGUCGAGAUCACACGGUACAAGCCCGUUCUGAAGCCAGCCAGUGGCACGAGACAGUGCAAUUGCCGACAGGAAAUGGUAACUCGAAGUCUCGGGCCAGGACGUUUCCAGAUGAUGCAGCAGACGGUCUGCGAUGAGUGUCCGAAUGUUAAGCUCGUCAACGAAGAGAAGACUCUGGAAGUGGAAGUGGAGGCUGGAAUGAAGGAUGGACAGGAGACGAAAUUCAUUGCUGAGGGAGAGCCUCAUCUGGACGGUGAGCCAGGAGAUCUUAUCAUUCGCGUGACGACAGCUCCACAUGAGAAAUUUGAACGUAGAGGAGAUGAUCUCUACACAAAUGUCACAAUAAGUCUUCAGGAUGCACUGACGGGCUUUGAAAUGGAGAUUGAACAUUUGGAUGGGCACAAGGUGUCAGUGUCCAGGGAAAAAGUCACCUGGCCGGGAGCUAGGAUCCGGAAGAAGGGAGAAGGAAUGCCAAAUUAUGAGAAUAACAACCUCCAUGGAACAUUGUACAUCACUUUUGAUGUGGAAUUUCCAAAGCAAGACUUUAUGGAGGAAGAAAAGGAAGAGAUUCGCAAGAUCCUCAAACAGGCGUCCAUCAAUCGAGUGUACAAUGGCCUGAGGGUUUAAAAAAUUAAAAGGUAUAGUACAGUGAAUUUGUGAGCACGUGAGUCUGUGUUUUAUUUGUAAAUAAUUCAGUGAAAAAUAGAAGAGGCAAUUACAAAAAAAAAAGGAGAAAAUACAGUAGACUCUCGCAAAUUCGGCUCUUUUAAGAUCGGGCUACUUUUUAAUUCGGGCAGCGGUUACAUUUGAAAAAAGUUUGUUGUCAUUUUUCAAGUUUGAUUAUGAUUAUCAAAUGAAUCAAAUAGGCUCAAGUUUGGCAUGAUUUGUCUUAGUUUUGAUGUGAUUUUGCAUUAUUGAGGGAUUUUCAUGCAAUUUACGAUAUAUAUCAGUGUGUAAACUCAAUAUCUAUAUGCACAUGUCGCCCGAAUUUCUGUCUAAUUCGGCUGACAUUUCGGUCCUAUAUGCCCGAAUUUGAGAGAGUCUACUGUAAAACAAUUCAUGUGGAUUUUUUUGUUAUUUUAUUUAAUAAAGAUUUUUUUUAAAAGUGUGCAAAAGUUAA
Phlebotomus papatasi is the source of this 1886-nucleotide messenger RNA. It is a transcript of the gene shv, whose product is annotated as dnaJ homolog shv. The transcript is spliced from 4 exons. Gene Ontology annotation, biological process: protein folding; protein maturation. The coding region runs from base 326 to 1393 and encodes 355 amino acids. Lineage: Eukaryota; Metazoa; Arthropoda; Insecta; Diptera; Psychodidae. Gene Ontology annotation, molecular function: misfolded protein binding. Gene Ontology annotation, cellular component: endoplasmic reticulum. The record is from RefSeq and is a predicted model, not a curated record.